This is a messenger RNA of Exophiala viscosa, 2403 nucleotides long. RefSeq lists its product as uncharacterized. The transcript is spliced from 2 exons. Lineage: Eukaryota; Fungi; Ascomycota; Eurotiomycetes; Chaetothyriales; Herpotrichiellaceae. Bases 168 to 2288 code for a protein of 706 amino acids. The record is from RefSeq and is a predicted model, not a curated record.
CUGCGCUUCUGUUCAAGAAUACACCUGCGCCCCUUCUGCCCAAGACCCGAGUUCAUUGCCUUGCUCGGAUAUCCUUUUCAAUUCCUACCAUCCUGCUUUUCGCUGCAUCUGCAGGUCCUCAGCGAAUGAAUGGGGGCCUCGAAGCAAUCGAGUGAUCGUCGGAUGCCAUGGCUUCACAUACACGUUCACGGAGUAAAAACUCCUUCUCCAUCUUCUCUUUCGACACUAUCCGAUCUUUGAGUCGAGCCGGAUCACGACAAGCAGCUCGUAUCCCUUCUAGAGACGACUUGAAUGGCCGGGCAGAGUCUAGUCUUUCGUAUCGAUGUGACCCUCACAAUCAGCCUCCAUCGGCAUCACCAGAGCCUGUCCACACUACAAACAAUGCUGCUGAAUCCUUUGCACAACUUUUUCCAGAGAGCCAGGAGAACCACAACGGAGCUGCACUGCCAGGCGUGGUAGAAGAAUCUGUCGGAGCAGCGACUGCUUGUAACCGACGAGCACGUCGCUUCCGCCCUCUGUCAUGGCUGCCUUUUGGUCAGCAUUCUUCACGGACAGAUUUCUCCCGGAGUCUUUCUGUCCAACUUCCCAAGGCGGCCAGCACUUCGACCGUUACUCGAAGUGUAAUCUCUGCUCCCGUACUCACCAGUACUACCAAUGUCGGAGUUGCUCAUGCUGAAGGGGUUCAUUGUGGAGAAUUAUCCGGUCUGUCUUUUUCACAAUCGACGGGUGUUCCACAAAGUAACUCGCAGGCAUCGUCUGAACUCCCAAAGAACACUGAAGUCUCCCUACAUGAAGAACCAGACAAUCAGGACGCGCAGACUCAGCAGGCAGCGGUGAGUGCAAGGAGCACACGGGACAGGACUCAACCUGCAAGAAGUCGAAUAUCGCAAUUCCGGAACGUUCUGAGAAGCAAGGUCAGAAGUAUCCCUCACAAGUAUGCUGAACGAAAAGCACAGCCACCAAUGUUUGAUGCCAUCCUGGAGAGCACUGAUGAAAGCGUCGAUCCUGUCGUCGCAGAAGGAGCCCUCAGAAGGCGUCGGACGGAGACUCUCAACCUGUACAAAGACAAGGUUAAAGAACUUACGGGGAAUGGCCAUGUUCGACGCAAGUCAUGGAAUAGCAGCAAAGAAUUAGCAGGGACACAGGAAGACCCGCCUCUUCUCGGCGAAUUCACAAACACGCGGGUCAAUGAUUCUGAACAAAGCGACAACGAGGAAUUUGGCUUCGGCUCACUUACCAAGUCGUUCGCGAGCGCGGUUGACAAGUUGGAUUUUCAGACACCUGUGCCACGCAACAUGUCCUUCUUGCGCUCUAAGUCAUCUCUCUUCCUCUCAAAGAAGGGUGACAGCGGCGACGCCAAUCGAAGUGAGAUGAAGCGACGAGAAACAACCUCCUUUGCACCUCAGCCAUCACCACCGCCACCGAUACCGACUAGACUUCCACCCGCGCCCUUGCCUCCAGGUCCUCCUCCACCACCGGCGCCUGGCAGAGCAGCUCAGCUGGAUCUCGCUGCUCGAAAGAGUGCCCCGAGUCCAGUGGUGUUCUCCACAGAGCAGAACGCGUAUGUAGCAGCAAAGCCUGUGCCGGGAUACCCACGGGGAGUCAAUCCUUUGAGGAUGCAUCCGCCAGACACUAUGGCCUCACCUCCACCUCCUCCACAUCAAGAAAACCACGAAGGGCCAGGCACCAGCAACAUAUCUUCCAGUCAACAGAGACCACCACCAAGCAAGCAUGGCGAGGAGGAGGAUGAUAGCAUUUCCCUCGAUGAUGCACCGAUCUAUUCUCCGUCUCUGGGCGACCUGAGCCAAUACUCCCGCGAUACGCCACCUCCUUCUACUGGACAACGUCGUACGGUUGCUCCUCGACCCAAAGCCCUCUAUGUGACUCCAACUCGGAACGGUGUGAUGGAUAUCAAGUCAUCAGACGAGCAACGGGCCGGCGUGUUGAAGAAAAGCCGAAGUGCAUUGUUUGGCAGAUCCAGAACGACGAAGCCGACUGAGAUAUCAAACCACCUGGCACCCAGCCCAUUAUUCGAACGUGAUGUCAAUCAAAAACUAACCACCGGCGCUGAGAAAAGGGUCAAAAAGAGCAGGAGUCUGCAAUUCGCUGGGCUUUUCAAGAAAGAAAGUCAGUCGAGCUUGCCAGCUGCCAUGUCACGCGAUAUGACCGGUCCUUUCCAGCCAGCAACCCCUUCACCACUUCGAAAUGUGACACGAGCUUCGCGUGGAAAUGAUACGACGCGUGCGAAAGGAGAGGCAAGCCCGUCACUUUUCCAAACCAGAAAGUAGCAGUACAAGUUGUACAACAAGAUCGUGCCGAAAUCUCCACAAUAAACCAAAGAAUUGCUGAUGACCGGUGCUUGGUAGCUUUCAAGAAGUCAUGGCCAGUAGCAGCAAUGAGGAA